Messenger RNA from Syzygium oleosum, 1384 nucleotides. RefSeq names its product F-box protein At4g00755-like. The transcript has 6 exons. Gene Ontology annotation, molecular function: protein binding. Bases 205 to 1323 code for a protein of 372 amino acids. Lineage: Eukaryota; Viridiplantae; Streptophyta; Magnoliopsida; Myrtales; Myrtaceae. The record is from RefSeq and is a predicted model, not a curated record.
GCUUUCCUUUCUUCUGACUCUGUUCUCAGAAUCCCAGAUGUUGUCCCAACGUUCUCUUCCUACAAAUCAGAUUUUGUCUUGGUUAAACUGGUUAUCUUUUCUUGUUCUUUUCUCUCGUGUUUGUCAUGAAGCUUCUGGUAGACAGCUAGUUUAGUUAUCUGUUGGCACCCAGUAAGACGCUGACCCCGUGGCGGCAAUCCUGCAAUGGCGGACUGUGGUGACUUUGUACAGCUGCUUGGAUCUGACAUGUCUGUAAAGAUUUUUAUGCACUUGGAUGACCCUUCUGAUCUAGCUCGUGUUUGUGCCGUGUCGCGUACUUGGCACCAAUUUGUGAUUGCAAAUGACCUUUGCAAGAGGCUCUGUUUGAGGAUGUUCCCUGAAGUAACGGGUGUUACUCAUGUAGUUGAAGCUGACAACAUGAUAGAGCCUUUAAAUGUAAGAUCUUACACUUCUCUCGAAUGGGAGCAACGUAAGAGGAAUCAUAAAGUCUAUGCCUUUCUGGCUCGAGGUCUCACAUCUGCUGUCGGGAAGAAUUGUAUAGCAGAGGCUAUUAGUGCAUCCAGCACUGAUCGCUACCCUGCGGAACGAGUAGAAAACACUUUGGAACCGAGGGAUAGAGUUGAACAUAGAGCAUCGUAUUGGUCAAGUAAAGGUGAACGUGACCCCAGUGUUUCGGAGUCUUUGGUGUACAAGCUGAAUGCCAAAUUAUGCAUUGUUACCGAGAUCCAUAUUCAACCAUUUCAAGUGUAUUUUGAGUUUGGAUAUCCUAUAUGUUCGGCUAAGGCUGUCAGAUUCAGAAUGGGUCAUCUGAAGACUCGGAAGAUGGAUGACGAAACUGUUGAUGACUCUGGGGAUGGAGAUGAAUCAGUAGAGAACAAAUAUGUGUGGACGUAUACGUCGCCAGAAUUUCCAAUGGCUCAGGAAAAUUAUUUGCAACAAUUUAAGCUGCCUCAACCUGUACUUAACAUCGGAGGAAUCCUGCAAGUUGAUUUGUUGGGCAGAGUCCUGAGACAUGAAUUGAAUGGACUAUACUACAUAUGGAAGAUACACGCUAAAAUACUACCCUGGAGUGGAGAGUCGUGCAUCUUCUGCGAGCUCGACAAAGGACGAAGACGGUACACCUUCUCGGGCCCGGACCUUUACGGCAAUGUAGGUGCAAGUAGUUGGGAGCAGAUGAUUUUGAGCACAAUUCUGGGGCUGCAGUGGUUGUUGACUCCGACGAAUCAGACGAAGAGAUUCCUGAUUAAUCUUCUAAUCGAUUCACAUUUUAGGUUGUCCAGAUUUUGCUAUUUUGGUUUCUUUCUUCUAUGUAAAUCCUACUGAUGCUGUGCCGUCGCUGCGGCGUGGUGGCGACGAGGAGACUAGUGGGUAACCCAUUGUAUGC